Molecule: messenger RNA, 3259 nt
Organism: Trematomus bernacchii (emerald rockcod)
Lineage: Eukaryota; Metazoa; Chordata; Actinopteri; Perciformes; Nototheniidae
Gene: rasa2
Product: RAS p21 protein activator 2
Exons: 24
Coding region: 106-2574 (822 amino acids)
Biological process (GO): regulation of GTPase activity; intracellular signal transduction
Source: RefSeq, a predicted model, not a curated record
UGUGUGCGGGACGGUGACGCGGCAGUGGGGUUGGCUCUCCUCCGCUCUGCCUGCUUCAUAAACGGAUAUGAGAGAGCAGCACCGGAGCGGCAGUCAACGCUGACCAUGGCGGAAGAGGACGACGCGACGGUUAGGAUUUUACAGAGCCUGCGGGGGAAAAUAUGUGAGGCUAAGAACCUGGGUCCACUCUCGGGUCCAAAUCGACAAAGAGAUCUCUGCACCUUCUGCACCAUAAGUCUGGAUCAGGAGGAGGUGUUUCGCACAAAGGUGUUCGACAAGAGCGGCAGCCCCUUCUAUGGAGAGGACUUCUACUUUGAGAUCCCUCGUCCAUUUCAGUGUUUAUCCUUCUACGUUUAUGCCAAGAGCGUUUUCCAAAGGGACCUACCUGUUGGCAAGGUGUCAAUCAGGAAGGAUGAGCUGGCCAAAUACAGUGGAAAAGAGCAUUGGUGCAGCCUUCAUCCAGUAGAUCCCAACUCAGAAGUCCAGGGAAAGGUUCACUUGGAGAUGCGGCUGAAUGAAGUGAUCACAGAGAACGGAUCAGUGGGUCAACACUUAGUGGUCCGGAUAAUCGAGUGCCAGGGUUUGCCUCUGAUCAGCGGGCAGAACUGUGACCCGUACGCCACCGUGUCACUCGUUGGACCUGCCAGAUCGGACCAAAAGAAAACCAAGGUAAAGAAGAAAACCAGCAACCCUCAUUUUGAAGAGACGUUUUUCUUUGAGGUCACACGGACCAGCAGCUACUCUAAAAAGUCUCAUUUCCAAGUGGAGGAGGAAGACAUAGAAAAACUGGAGAUCAAAGUGGAUUUGUGGAACAAUGAGAAUCUAGCUCAGGAUGUGUUUCUGGGGGAGACGCGGGUCCACGUGAAGAUCCUGAGAAGCGACCACAUCCACAAAGCCUGGUAUCUCCUCCAGCCCAAAGGGAACGGCAGCAAGUCAAAGUCCGAUGAUCUGGGAUCUUUGCGUCUGAAGCUGACCUACAUCGAAGACACGGUGCUGCCAUCUGCCUUCUACACACCGCUCUGCAACCUGCUGCUCAAAUCCCCCGACGUGAAGCCCAUCUCGGCGUCAGCAGCUCACAUCUUAGGGGACAUCUGCAGAGAGCGCCACGAGGCCGUCCUGCCCACGGUCCGGCUGCUGCUCCACCACAACCGCUUUGUGCCUUUCGUCUCUGCGGUGGCAGCGCUGGAGCUGGAAAACACUCAGGAGGCUAACACUAUAUUCCGUGGCAACUCACUGGCAACACGCUGCAUCGACGACAUGAUGAAGAUUGUGGGAAAGAAUUACCUGGCUGUUACCCUGAAGCCUGUAAUAGAUGAGAUCUGUGAAUCCAACAAAACAUGUGAGAUAGACCCGGUUAAACUAAAGGAAGGUGACAACGUGGUGGUGAACAAGGAGAACCUUCAGGGUUACGUGCAGAAGGUUUUCUCCUCCAUCACCCAGUCCAGCUCCAGCUGCCCCCCCCUGAUGUGUGACGUCUUCAGGUCCCUGAGGAACCUGGCCUGCAAACGCUUUUCAGCUGACCCACAUGUCCAGUACUCGGCCGUCAGCAGCUUUGUGUUCUUGCGGUUCUUCGCCGUCGCUGUUCUUUCUCCGCACUCCUUCCAGCUCCGCUCCCACCACCCUGACCCUGAGAUCUCCCGCACGCUCACCCUCAUCUCAAAAACAAUCCAGACGCUGGGCAGCUGGGGGAGUCUGUCGAAAAAAAUGUCUAGCUUCAAAGAAACCUACAUGUACGACUUCUUCAAAUCAUUCCAAGAAGACAAGUGUAUCGAAAAAGUAAAAAAGUUCCUUGAUGAGAUCUCCACUAACGUCAGCAAAGAGUCCAGUGUGCUGGAGGACGCUGUGGUGCUGAAGGAGGGGGAAGUACAGAAGCGAGCCCAGGGCAGGAAACGACUUGGAAAGAAAAACUUUAAGAAGCGAUGGCUCAGACUGACCAAUAGGGAGCUCUCCUACCACAAACAUAAAGGGAAAGAAGCCCUCUGCAUCAUCAAUGUGAAAAACAUCCAGGCUGUGGAGAAACUGGAUGAAAGUGCCUUUAACCGCAAAAAUAUGUUCCAGGUGGUGCACUGUGAGAAGCUGCUGUACGUGCAGGCGGGGAACUGCGUGGAGGCCGGCGAGUGGCUGGAGGUGCUCGGCCCGGUCAGUCGCUGCAACGAGGGCCGCUUCUCCUCCUUCCACCCCACAAACUACAGCGCGGGAUUGUGGCAGUGCUGCAGGAGCCCGAGCAGCAGCGCCCCCGGCUGCAAGCCCUGCACCACCACCGUGCUGGCCAACCUGCAGCUGGACAUCGACUGUGACCGUGAGACGGAGAGGAUCUUCUCCCUGCUCUCCGCAAACGAUGCCAAGCUGCAGAACAUGGAGGAUGCGUGUGCCAGCAUGGCGGUGUACCAGGGGCCUCAGAGGGAGCAGGAGGAUUACUCCAAGUUCACCAUUCAGGAACCCAAAGAGACCUUUCAGACCCUGAAGCAGCUCAGAAACAUCAUGGAGGAACUUCAGAGGCAGCACAACAUCCGCAGCGACACCGCGGCGCAGUACGGGAGCAUGGACAACCCCAUCAUAGGGAAAACCUCCUAACCCGAGCAGAUCUGAACCGGAACCAGCUUCUCUGAACCCUGUUGAGUUCGCUCUGUUCGACCCCCCCCCCCCCUCCUCUGGUCCCUUUUCCCUCAUCUUAAUUUAUGUCCUCUUUGAUAUCUACAGCUGUGUGAAAGAAGCAUCAUUACCUGGUGUGUGAAUAGGCUGCUAAUUUCUUUUAUUCACCCAUUUUUAUUUUUUAAUGAUGCUCUCCCAAAUCUCGUACGGUUUUGCUCUGACACCACGUCUUUUAAAGUUGAUUUCAUAAUCAUCUUUGUGGAUUAUGGUCCUCUAUUUGUGCCCCUUUUUAUCCUCUCUUAGUGUCCUUGCUCUGAACAAAAGUGUAUAAAUAUUUUCCGAGGACAGUUGAGUAGAGGAAACCGAUCUGCCUUACUUUGAUGGAUGUUUCUUUCACAUGAAAUGCUGAGGGAAUAAUGCAGAAGCACUUUAAAUAUUUGGAGCUCUCCAAAUGGAAACGAUUAGAUACUUGGUAUCAACUCUCCCCAAUUUGAUCAGUUUCAUGAUCCGUUUGUCUGUUUAAUCAUUCGUGUACAAUAACAUUUAAAGCCUGUAGAUUUUAAGAUAUUUUUCUUGACCAAAGACGAUUUCAUAGGUUUGACUUGAAGAAAAAAAAAAUGUAUUUUGAAUACAAAUGUUUUCAAAUGGAGAAAAUUAGAUAAACAUA